UCUCUCUCUCUCUCGUCUCCCUCACAUUAGAAAAAAAAAAAACUGAAGUCUUUUUUGCUCUCUGGUUUGGUUUUGUUAGAGAGAGAGAGAAAGAUGAAAAUGCGUUUAAUUGCUGUUUAGGUUUCGAAUUCGCGAUUUGGGUUUUUGUUAAGCUGCUUCUUCUUCUGCUUACGUUUCUUCAAAGAGCUUUCGGAUUCUUUAAGGAGGAGUCAUUCUUCUCUUGAGUGGGGAAAAAAAAACCAUGGGAAAUAAUAGCGAGGAACCAAAGCCGACCAAAUCAGACAACAAACCAUCUUCACCACCGGAUCAAACAAAUGUUCAUGUCUACCCUGAUUGGGCAGCUAUGCAGGCAUAUUAUGGUCCAAGAGUUGCAAUGCCUCCUUAUUACAAUUCAGCUAUGGCUGCUUCUGGCCAUCCUCCUCCUCCUCCUUACAUGUGGAACCCUCAGCAUAUGAUGUCACCGUAUGAAUCACCCUAUGCAGCGGUUUACCAGCAUGGUGGGGGAGUUUACCCUCAUCCUGGCAUUCCCAUGGGAUCACAGCCUCAAGGUCAAAAGGCUCCACCUUUAACAACUCCGGGGACGCAUUUGAGCAUCGCCACUCCUACGAAAUCUACAGGGAACACAGACAAUGGACUGAUGAAGAAGCUGAAAGAGUUUGAUGGACUUGCUAUGUCUCUAGGAAAUGGAAAUCCUGAAACUGGUGCAGAUGAACAUAAACGAUCACGGAACAGCUCAGAAACGGAUGGGUCAAGUGAUGGAAGUGAUGGGAAUACAACUGGGGCAGAUGAACCGAAACCUAAAAGAAGUCGAGAGGGAACUCCAACAAAAGAUGGGAAACAAUUGGCUCAAUCUAGCUCACUUCGCUCUGCUUCUCUGUCAAGUGGUGAUACGGGCAUAAAAGUUAUUAAAGGAGCUGGAGCUGUAGUCUCUCCUGGUGUAAGUGCAAAUUCCAACCCCUUCAUGUCACAAUCUUUAGCCAUGGUUCCUCCUGAAACUUGGCCUCAGAACGAGAGAGAACUGAAACGGGAGCGAAGAAAACAGUCUAAUAGAGAAUCUGCUAGAAGGUCAAGAUUAAGGAAACAGGCUGAGACCGAAGAACUUGCUAAGAAAGUUGAAGCCUUGACAGCCGAAAACAUGGCAUUAAGAUCUGAACUAAACCAACUUAAUGAGAAAUCUGAUAAACUAAGAGGAGCAAAUGCAACCUUGUUGGACAAACUGAAAUGCUCGGAACCUGAGAAAAGAGUCUCUGGGAAUAUGUUGUCUAGAAUUAAAAACUCAGGAGCUGGAGACAAGAACAAGAACCAAGGAGACAAUGAUUCUAACUCUACAAGCAAACUGCAUCAACUGCUCGAUACGAAGCCUCGAGCUAAUGCUGUAGCUGCGGGCUAAUGGAUGAGUGUCGAUUUCUACUUAAUUUGUUCGACAUAAACAAAGAAAACAAGUGCCUGCUAAUUUUCACAAAACUUGAUAGAUAGUAGUAUAGUAGAUUGAGAGAGAUGAUGAUUGAUCUAUAAAUUUUCGGAGAGAGAGGGAGAAAGAGAAGCUUUCUCCUCCAGAUGAAAAUUUGAUGUUGUGGUUGUCUUCAUGUUAAUAUAAUAGAGGGAGGUUUUUUUCUUGUUUUAUAAAUGGCUUCCUUUGUUGCAUUUUAGACCUGAUGUAAUAUUAUGAGAUCGUUUGUUGUUGCU
Messenger RNA from Camelina sativa (false flax), 1686 nucleotides. Its product is annotated as G-box-binding factor 3. Gene Ontology annotation, cellular component: nucleus. Gene Ontology annotation, biological process: regulation of DNA-templated transcription. NCBI's taxonomy places the organism in Eukaryota, Viridiplantae, Streptophyta, Magnoliopsida, Brassicales, Brassicaceae. Gene Ontology annotation, molecular function: DNA-binding transcription factor activity; sequence-specific DNA binding. The record is from RefSeq and is a predicted model, not a curated record.